UGUGUGUGUGUGUGAGCCAAGAGCGUGUUGCUGUAGGGUGAACCCAGUCUCAGUUCUCACUGCAACAGCAAUAAGAAGCAUGAGUCUUGAACUGAAACCUCAGUUAAAGAUGCAUAAAGAUGAUGCCUUGGAUUUAGCCAACCCACACAAGUGCUAUGAAUAAGACACUGGACAAAAUACACACUUCUGGAGGACUCGGACAGAAAGCAGAGAAUUUUCACAGUGGCAAGGGUAAUGAGAGAGUCUUCCCCAGGCCAGCAAUCAUCCCACUGGAAGGUCCUUCACUCACUCCAAAUGCUCAGAGGACUAGGAACAAGUUUUGCAAGGGAAACAGGAAUGUUAGAGAGGGGGAGGACUCUUCAUCUUCCUCUGUUCCAAACCCCUUUCCUGAACUUCUACCUCCAACUGUUUCCGGCUCCAUCUCUAAAUGUUUACUGCCUUGGACAAAACCUAGUGCAACUCAGGUGAUAAAAGUGUUUGAUGAAAACAACACCAGCAAGGCUGUAGAGGUGCCCACUGAUGUCACUGCCAGGGACAUAUGCCAGCUGUUUGUCCUGAAGAAUCACUGCAUUGAUGACCACAGCUGGGCUCUUAUUGACCACCACAUCCAGCUAGGAAUAGAAAGGACCAUAGAAGAUCAUGAAUGUGUUAUGGACGUGCUAUCAGGCAAUGGGAUGGAGACAGACAGUCGGCUGUAUUUUAGAAAGAAUUAUGCUAAAUAUGAAUUCUUUAAGAAACCGCUGGACUUUUUCCCAGAUCAUAUGGUUUCCAUAUCAACAGAAACUAAUGGCAUUGUGGAUCACUCCGAGCUUAUUGAGAUCUUCCUCAAAUCCAGCACUUGUCCUGAGAUCCAUGGCCACCUUCAUGUCAAAGAGCAAAGCAAGAAGUCCUGGAAGAAGUUUUAUUUUGUUUUACGGAGGUCAGGGCUUUAUUUCUCCACCAAGGCAACUUCUAAGGAACCAAGGCAUCUCCAGUUCUUUGCUGAUUUCGCCGACAGUGACAUCUACACUGUUGUAUCAGCCAAAAAAGCGCAUGGAGCACCAACAGAGUUCGCUUUCUGUGUCAAGGCUACAAAGUGCAGUUCGUCUCGUGAUUUGAAACUGCUUUGUGCGGAUGAUGAGCAGACCAAGACCUGCUGGAUCACAGCCAUGCGCUUGUUAAAGUUUGGGAUGCAACUUUACCAAAACUUCAUUCAGCCUCAUCAGAAGCAAAAAGUCUCAUCCAUGAGAAGCAUCUCUGAGAACUCGCUGGUGGCCAUGGACUUUUCUGGCCAAAAGACACGAGUGAUCGAGAACCCGUCUGAAGCUCUGUCUGUGGCUGUGGAGGAAGGCCUGUCAUGGAGGAAGAAAAGCUGCCACCGUUUGAGUGGUCACGGGAGCCCCUCCUCCACACAGAGCUCAGUUCCAAACCUAGCAAUCCACUUGGCUCAGCCGUGGUUCCAUGGAAAGCUGUCUCGGGAAGAAGCUCAGCAUUUAAUUACCCAGCAGGGUCUUAUUGAUGGAGUGUUUCUUCUGAGGGACAGCCAAAGCAACCCAAAGACGUUUGUUCUCUCACUCUGCCACAUGCAGAAAAUCAAACACUUUCAGAUUCUACCAGUGGACGAUGAAGGGGAGCUGUUCUACAGUUUGGAUGACGGUCACACACGAUUUACUGAUUUGAUCCAGUUAGUGGAGUUUUACCAGUUAAACCGUGGGACUCUCCCCUGCAGACUGAAGCAUCACUGUAUCCAGAUCACCCUGUGAAAUGGACACUAAAGACUCCCCAAUGGGCCCUUUACUCUGGGUUUUGUUGGACAAACACCCUUUUCAAUUUUUUUUUAUUUUUAUUUUUUAUUUUUUUGCCUUACAGAAGAACAACGUAGAGACUGUGGUUUUCACAAUGUGGAAUAUUCUCCAUCUUUGUUUUUCUCUUUCAGGAAAAGCCAGCUGUCAGAUUGGACUGUAUGACCAUUAUAGAUUGCAAACAAGAUUAUUUUUUAACUCAGCUGUCUUUCUACAUGUAUUGGGAAAUCUAUUUUUCAAAGCCUAAUCAUGACGAUUUGCUCUAAGAAGUGUGACAUUGUGUUACUUCACAAUAUCAGUGAAACUUUUUUGUAAUACCUGGUUUUCUAAUGGUGUGCACAAACAAUAUUGCUGAAGCUCCUUUAUACUCUACAACCACAGACUUUAUUAUAUGUUAUUGGGAUUUUGUCUUUUUGUUCGCGGUAUGCCAACAUGCAUAAUAAUGAAAGAGAAGUGGUUCUGAAAAUGUAAUAAAAAAAAUAAAAAAUCUGAAAUUUCUCCCUUUGCAAUUACAGCUGCAAAUGUUUUGGAAGAUGUAUCUAAUGACUAUCAUUUUCACAAAAUAGCUUGCCCCAGUCAGAUUGCAUGGAGAGCAUUGAUAUGUUUUAGAGCAUUAAUAUGUUUUAAUUUAAACCUUUCCGUUGUAGCUCUGGUAGUAAGUUUAGGGCUGUUAUCCUGCCGAUGGGUGAAUCUCUUGCCUAGUUUUAAGUCUCCUACAAGUUUUCAGUGACCUCAUCUGACCACAGCACUUUUCUUCCAUUCUUUCACAUUUGCUGUGUCUCAUAUAUGUCUUGGGGGGGGGGGACUCCAAAUAGUACUUCUUAAGAUUUUCCCCUUGCCAAUUUUCUGUGAAACCCAGAUUUGUGGAACACAUGACAAAUAGCUGCCCUGGCUUCAGAUUAUCCCACCUGAGAGGUGGAUCUCUCCAAUUCCUCCAAAGUUACCACAGGACUCCCACCUAUCUCUUCUGAUGACUGCACUUUUUACCUGGCCUGCAAGCAGAAGUGGAUAACCAUGUCGGUUUGUAGUAUCGCCACACUCUUUUCAUAUCUAGAUGAUGAUAUGAAAAGAUGUGAGACCUCAAAAGCUUUAUACCUGAUCUGUCUGCUGUUUCUUUGUCUUUCUCAUGUUGUUUGUUAACAAAUGAUUUCAAACAAACCUCUUCAGUUGUUGAAUCAAACUGAGCACACGUCAACACUAUUUACUAAUUAGCUGACUUCUGAUCGCUAUUGAAUGCACCAUUUUUCUUAAUGGGCACUAGAUGGCUGCUGAUUACAAUUACAUGCCACAUUAAAAAAAAAAAAAAAAAAUAAAAAAUCAAUUUAUGUGCAAAAAAAGGCAGACCUGCAAGAAAACGUUGAGUUAUGUGCAUCCCAAUAAAAAUAUAUUAAAGUCUGUGAUUUUUAAAGUAGAAAAAAAUUGAAAAAAAGUUAAGGUGAAUAAUUAUUUCGGAAGGCAUGGUAAACUUGAUUCAUUUCAAAUAAAGAAGCGUUUGCUUGGAUGCAUGCAGUUCUGAAAACAUCAGUAAGAACACAUUUCAGCUGUUAAAUAGGGCUAUUUUUUCUUGUUUUUGUACCUCUCAGUGUUCAGGAUGUUUUUUUGUUUUUGUUUUUUUUUUUUUUUUUAGUUGAGAGAAACUGCCUCUCAAGAAAUAGAACAGCGUUUACAGCUUUUACCUUUCAGCCAUCGUGAAGAAAUUCUGUAUAUCUGAUUCUUAUCGCACUAAAUUCAAAUGUAAGAUAAAAUGAA
Messenger RNA from Poecilia latipinna (sailfin molly), 3530 nucleotides. It is a transcript of the gene grb14, whose product is annotated as growth factor receptor-bound protein 14. Gene Ontology annotation, biological process: insulin receptor signaling pathway; negative regulation of insulin receptor signaling pathway. Lineage: Eukaryota; Metazoa; Chordata; Actinopteri; Cyprinodontiformes; Poeciliidae. The coding region runs from base 156 to 1742 and encodes 528 amino acids. The transcript has 15 exons. The record is from RefSeq and is a predicted model, not a curated record. Gene Ontology annotation, cellular component: plasma membrane; cytoplasm.